AUGUCCGAGCCGGAUUCAACAAUUAAAAAAUCAAUCAUUACAAAAAAUUCAUUAAUAAGAACUUACGGCGAACGCCCAACUCCAUUUCAAUUUCCUGGUAAUCAAGAAAAAAUGUAUAUUGGAUCAGAAGUAGGUAAUUAUUUACGCUUAUUUCGUGGAACACUAUAUAAAAAAUAUCCAUCUUUGUGGCGCCGUGUUGUUACACCAGAUGAACGAAAAUGGUUAAUUGAACUUGGUUGUUUGGAAUCAUCAUUACCAACAAAUUUAAUUUUAUUACAUGCAAGUGAAGUUGAUGAAUUAUUAAUUGGACACGACGAAAAAUAUCGAGCAUUAACAAUGAAUACAGAUUUUGCUAUAACACGAUCUGAUAAAUCGAAACGAUCAACAUGGUCAUCAACAUUUGCAACAGAUUCUCAUAAUCUUGAAACUGUACCAUCAGCUACACCUAUUAAUCGAAAUCGAACAGCAACAAAGAAAAAAACUUUUCCAUUAUGUUUUGAUCAUAUGGAUACACCAGCUGCUCUUGAAAAUGCUCAACAAGCUGAAGAUCUUGUUCCUAUUCGACUGGAUAUGGAAAUUGAAGGACAAAAAUUACGAGAUACAUUCACAUGGAAUAAAAAUGAACUAUUGAUUACACCAGAAAUGUUUGCUGAAAUUCUUUGUGAUGAUCUUGAUUUAAAUACUAUUGUAUUUGUACCAGCCAUUGCACAAGCUAUACGACAACAACUUGAAGCUCAUCAUGAGGAUUUUGUGGGAGAACAUAGUGAUCAACGUGUAAUAAUUAAAUUGAAUAUUCAAGUUGGUAAUGUAAGUUUAGUCGAUCAAUUUGAAUGGGAUAUGUCAGAUAAACAAAAUAGUCCAGAAGAAUUUGCUCGUGUAUUAGCAGCUGAAUUAGGUCUCAGUGGUGAAUUUGUAACAGCUAUUGCAUAUAGUGUUCGUGGACAACUUAGUUGGCACCAAAAAACAUUUUCAUACAGUGAAAAAUCAAUGUCAACAGUAGAUGUUCCUAUGCGUACAAAUCAUGAUGCUGAACAAUAUUGUCCAUUUUUAGAAACAUUAACUGAUGCUGAAAUGGAUAAAAAAAAUCGUGAUCAAGAUCGAAAUACAAGACGUAUACGUCGUGUAGCUAAUACUGGUUCAAAUCGAUAA
Rotaria sordida is the source of this 1149-nucleotide messenger RNA. The record is from the annotation of a GenBank genome assembly. NCBI's taxonomy places the organism in Eukaryota, Metazoa, Rotifera, Eurotatoria, Philodinida, Philodinidae.